This is a messenger RNA of Botrytis cinerea B05.10, 1356 nucleotides long. RefSeq lists its product as hypothetical. Lineage: Eukaryota; Fungi; Ascomycota; Leotiomycetes; Helotiales; Sclerotiniaceae. The transcript has a single exon. The record is from RefSeq and is a predicted model, not a curated record. Gene Ontology annotation, cellular component: nucleus. The coding region runs from base 362 to 1324 and encodes 320 amino acids. Gene Ontology annotation, biological process: positive regulation of transcription by RNA polymerase II. Gene Ontology annotation, molecular function: DNA-binding transcription factor activity; transcription cis-regulatory region binding.
GAGUAACGGUAUCUGUUCCGGUGUGUCUACCAAGCAUCCCGUACCAAAUAUUUCCACAUUCUUUCGCUGAUUUGAUCUGUGUAUGCGAUCGUCUUGUCUCCACUCGACGAUCACCGCCAGAGAUUCAACAACUUUCUACAUCCACGUUGGUACAAGCACGAAUUGUUUGCGACCUUACACCAACGCUCGGCGAAAAUCAUCGACCGCUAUCUCACUACGUAUUGCGUUAUCAAGGUUAUUUCUUCACUUCCUCCACCUCCUCCAUCUCGAUGCUCAAUGUAAAUCAUGCCACGACGUAAAUCUUUUGGCGCUUUCGGCGUGCCAUAAGAGUAAAACAGAUGCAUCAUGGGGACCGAUUGCCAUGCAGCUCAAGGCGCGGGUUCUCCAUUUCUUGCGAGGAAGACUCAAUCAAGGAGACUCCGUGGAAAUAUCAAGAGACCCCGAAAUGAUUACCACAAGUGUGAUCAUGUGUUUAUAUGAAAUCAUUGAUGCAUGCGAUGAACAGUGGGUAGUUUACCUUCGAGGCGCGCGCGACAUUAUCCGUAUCCGAAAACAAUUCCCAUUACUUGCCACUGAAAAAAGCCUAUGGCAGCCUCUCUUUUCAUUUUCAGAACGCUUCUUCGCAUACCAGGAUGUACUGGGACGAACAGCAUGUGCCGGUGUACCAAAUUUCAAGAGUUGUGCUUGGACAUCGAAAGCUCACGAAAUCGAUAUAUCAAUGGGCUGUUCCCCAGAACUCUUCCACAUACUAGGGUCAGUCACAGAUCUAAUUAAACUGAAACGUAAAGAUCCUAUGUGUGCAUCUGAGGAGCUGUUUAUCAAUGAAGCUGCAAGCCUGGAGCAACGACUCAAUGGUCUCAUCCAGACUGUACAUCAGGAUGACGAUUGUGUAAUUUUGCACUCGGCAGAAUUGAAGCGACAGGCGGCUAUCUUGUACCUUCACUGCACUCUGUACAACGCAUCGCCUAACACAGAUUUUGUUGUCAGGCGAGUUCCUGAAAUUCUUCAAAAUAUUUCCCUGUGCCUAGAUAGUGGCCUUGUAACAAGUUUGACAUGGCCUGUUUUCGUUGCGGCAGUCGAACUCAAUCCACUAGAUGACAUGAUUAUGCUUGACAAUAGACAUGUGUCAGGGCGAGAAUUUGUUCUCAGUACAUUGGCAGUAAUGUCAACCUGUACCAUUGCAAAUUUAGAGAGGACGAGAUCAGUCAUAGUGGAUGUUUGGCAACGCAGAGAUUUAUCUUUGUUAGAAAACACUAUGCAGGGCAUUACAAGCGAUUGGGAGAAGUAUGUCGAGCCUGUUAGUGUAAAUUUAAGUCUCGGGUAACGGAAGACACUAUACUUAGUCAAAAUCUUUCA